Messenger RNA from Naegleria lovaniensis, 3732 nucleotides. RefSeq lists its product as uncharacterized. Gene Ontology annotation, biological process: SCF complex assembly; protein ubiquitination. NCBI's taxonomy places the organism in Eukaryota, Heterolobosea, Eutetramitea, Acrasida, Naegleriidae. Bases 1 to 3732 code for a protein of 1243 amino acids. The transcript is spliced from 2 exons. The record is from RefSeq and is a predicted model, not a curated record. Gene Ontology annotation, cellular component: nucleus.
AUGUCCAGUUUUGAUGUGAACGCAAUUAUCGAGAAGGCCGAGUCCAAGGAUAAGGAUCUUCGUCAUAUGGCUCUCUACGAUUUGAGCAAUGAAUUACAAAAGGAAAACUUAAAGUUGGACGAAACUAGUCAAAGACAAUUGGCUGAUAUUGUUUUGAGAUUGUUGGACGAUAAAUCAAGUGAAGUUCAAGGUGUUGCUGUCAAAUGUCUUCCACCGCUCGUAAACAAGAUGAGCAAGGUCCAAAUUGAAAACAGUAUCACAUCUCUCAGCUCAAACAUCCUCAAGGGUGAAGAUGAAAAGAGAGACAUUGCAGCCAUUGCUCUCAAGACUGUCAUUUCUGAAAUUCCAAUCGAGAAUGCCCUCUCACCAAUCAAGAAGUGUGUCAAUCCACUCCUCCAAGGUCUUGCCAGCGACAACCCAGAAAUUAAACUUGUUGCUCUCGAUGUCUUGUCCGAUUUGUUGGGACGUUUCGGUACAAUGGUUGUGGAGGAACAUGAAAAAUUGCAAACAGCCUUCGUUGAAGAAUUGAAGUCAUCAAGAGUAUCCGUUCGAAAGAGAGCCAUUGCUUGUCUUGCUGCUCUCUCUGUGAACACCAAUGACAAAUUAUUCGAUACAUUGCUGACUGGUAUUGUGAAUGGUAUUGAUUCAUUGAUCAAGACAAUGAAGAAGCAAAAGGAUAAUAAGAAGGUUGAAGAACUCUCGACAUAUAUUCAAUCUUGCAGUGCAAUUUCCAAGACUGCUGGACACAGAUUUGGCAAAUACUUGUCAAGAAUUAUUCCAUUGUUCAUGGAUGCUGCUGAAAUUAUUGCCGGAUCUCUCGACGAGGAAGACGAAGAAAUGAUGGACACCAACACUGAAGUCAAUGAUGAAGUUCGUGAAUACAUUACUCAAGCAUUUGAAGCCUUCGUUACAAGAUGCCCAGAUGAAGUCACCAAAUACAUUGACUAUGUAAUUAUCAUUUGUAAGGAAUAUUUGGAAUAUGAUCCAAACUACUCGUAUGACGACAGUGAAGAUGAAGCUGAAGCCUCUGAUGCCAUGGUAGAUGAAGGUGAAGAAGAUGAAGGUGGUUUGGGCGACGAUCUCGAUGAAGGAGGAUUGUCUGAAGAUGACGAUGUCACUUGGAAAGUUCGUCGUUCUGCUGCCAAGUGUUUGGGUUCACUUAUCAGAUCCAGACCAGAAUUGUUGGCUGCAUUCUACACUGAAUUGUGCUCUGAUGAAGACAUUUCAUUGAUUCGUCGUUUCAAGGAAAGAGAAGAACCAGUGAAACUCGAUAUUUUCAAUGUUUUCAUCGAUUUGUUGCAUCAAUCAUAUUCCACAAAGACCUCUCCAUCAGGCGAAGUUACCUACAAACAACAUGAUGAAGUUGCUUUUGUUGAAACAACCAAAGAUGCCAUCAUGAAACGUAUCAAGAAGCAAUUGAAGGAAAAGUCUGAAAAGACCAAGAUUGGUGUUUUCCAAAUUUUGAAAGCUCUCACCAUCACUUUACAAGGUGGUUUAUCAAAGUAUAUCAAGGAUCUUGUUCCACCAAUUUGUGCUGCUUUGAAUGAAAAGGGAGAACAAUCUUCAUUGAAAUUGGAGACUUUGUCAUUCCUCAAGACAUUUAUUCAAUUCCACAAACCAGAGGAAUUUAAACCACAUUUGGAGACAUUGAUGAAGUCUGUUUUUACUUGUGUCAAUGACAAGUAUUACAAGAUUAUCACUCAAGCUUUGAGAGUUUGUGGUGAAUUGGUUUUGGUCAUCAAGACUUGCGUCAAUGAAUCAAACUUUGCUAAUCUAGUCAAACAAUUGCAAAGCAAUGUUUUUGACAAGUUGAAGAUUCAAGACAUUGAUCAAGGUGUUAAAGAAAGUGCCAUUACAACAACUGGUUUGAUUGUUUCACACUUGUCUGACAAGUUACCAAACUUGAAUGAUACUCUUACAGUUUUGAAGGAAAGAUUGCAAAACGAAAUUACUCGUCUCACUGCUGUUAGAACUUUUACUGUCAUUGCUCAACACAAUGUUGACAUUUCACAUGUUUUGGUUGAGACUGUGAAUUUGUUGUCUGACUUUUUAAGAAAGGAUAACCGUGCUCUCAGACAAGCUGCUUUGGCUGCUUUGAGUCAAUUCUCUGUUUCCUACAAGAGCAAGAUUGAUACCAAGUUGUUCACUGUUGUCAUUAAUGAAGCUGCUGAAGUCAUGAAUGAAAAGAAGUCAGACUUGCAUUUGGCUCACUUGGCCUUCAAGUUGGUUAAACAAAUUGUUGAUGCUAACCCAGACACUUUAUCUUUGGUUCAAAAGGCUGUCUUACCAAAGAUUUUGGAUUUAUUGGCAAGCCCAACCUUGCAAGGAAACUGUUUGGACUCUUUGUUGGUUGUUUUAGCCUUGUUGGUUCCUUCCGUCGGUUUUGAUAACAUUUUGAAGCAAGUUUUGAGCAUUCCAAAGGAAUCCAAGCAAGUCUUUACAAAUAUUGGUAAAGCCGUUGCUGCUAUUUGUAGCGCUGGUUCUCAAAAGGACAAGACUGCAACCAUUGAAAAGUUUGCCAAGGAUUUAAAGUCAAAGGAUGACUCGGCAAGAAUGUUGGCCUUGUUCACUUUGGGUGAAAUUGGUCGUACUAUUGACUUGUCUUCACACGGUACUGUCAGUCAGGAUAUUGAAGCAUGUUUCGAAGAGGAAGGUUCAGAAGAAUUGAAGAAUGCUGCUUCGUAUGCCCUUGGUAACGUUUCAGUUGGUAACUUGGCUAAAUUCUUGCCACAAAUCAUUAAGGGUAUCAGGGAAAGUCCAAAGAAGAAGUACCUCCUCAUCCACUCUCUCAAGGAAGUUAUUACUCAAUCGGAGGCAUCUAAGCUCAAACCAUUCAUUUCUGAAAUUACUCCACUAUUGUUUGACAACUCACAAGAAGAGGAAGAAGGUGUUAGAAAUGUUGUCUCUGAAUGUUUGGGUAAACUUGCCAUCAACGAUUAUGACAAUGUUGUUUCUCAACUCAAGGAAAAGUUGUCCCUCUCUGAUGCCACUAGAUCAACUGUUAUUGGUGCCAUCAAGUAUGCAGUUACUGACGAGCCAUCUCCAAUUGAUAGCAAGUUAACUGAAGAUCUUCCAGUCUUUUUGUCACAAUUGAACAAGAACCAACCUGUAAGCGUUAGACGUGCUGUUGUCUUGUUGUUAAACAGCGUGGCUCACAACAAGCCAGAAAUUGUGGGUGAUGCUUUGGAAAAGGUUCUUCCUUCCUUGUAUGCUGAAUGUGUUUUCGAUCCAAACUUAGUCCGUGUAAUUCACUUGGGUCCUUUCACUCACAAGAUCGAUGAUGGUUUGGAUUUGCGUAAGUCUGCAUUCGAAUGCAUGGACACCAUUUUGGACAAUUACAGAUCAAGAAUUGAUCCAAACAAGUUCAUUGCUCAAUUACCUGCUGGUUUGGAUGAUGAGAAUGACGAUAUUAAGAUGUUGACUCACUUGAUUGUACAAAAAUGUUGUGCUCAAUUCCCAAGAUCCUUGUUGACUUCUGCCGAUCAACUCGUUGUUCCUUUCACAAAUACCUUGAAGAAGAAGCUCAAGGACAACGCAUUGGCUCAAGAAAAGGAAAGACAUGAGGAGUUGUUGAGAAGCUCAUUGAAGGCCGUUCAUGCUAUCAGAUCCAUUCCUGGUAUUGAAGACAGUGCUCAAUUCACUGACAUGUUUAACAAGCAAAUUGUUGCUAAUCAAAAGUUAAAACAAACCUAUGACGAAAUUGCUGAAGCUCAUGACGAGUUUGAAUUUUAA